UUGAUUGUGUAAACAAGUCGCCACCACAAAUCUUUUUGAAGAUAGAAGGGUUGGACUUUGGUGAAAUCUCUAUAAAAGGAAAUCUCAAUUAGUUCUACUUUCAUGCCUGCAUUUUCUCUCUUUCAUUAUAUCCAAUUCCAACUACAACAGUCUUACUCAGUUAAUCUACUCUCGAAAAGGUCAGUGAAGAUGGCGUUUCCUUCCAAAGAAGCACAAAUCAAAACCUUCCUUAAAUCCAUGUUUGAUGAGGGCUUGUUGGACUGCCAGUUUACUCAGAUUCAAGCUCUGCAAGACGCAAAUAAUCCUGAUUUUGUCAAUGAAGUCGUCACAUUGUUUUGCACUGACACCGAAAGGAUCAUAACAGAGAUGAACAAAUUUAUGAGUCAAAACAAUAUUGAUUUCAGCAAGUUGAAUUCUUACGCUGUUCGGCUCACAGGAAGUAGCUCAAGCAUCGGAGCAGCACGAAUGAAAGCUGCCUGUGUUGACCUUCGUCGUGCUUCCGAUGACGAAAGCAAAGAAAGGUGCCUGCAAGCCUUGGAUGCGAUGACUCGAGAGUAUUGUCUUUUCAGAAAUAAAUUUCACACCUUAAUGCAGCUGGACAAGGGUUUCAUUGGCAUGGAUGCCAACCAACAGUAGCUGGACAGAAUAGCACAAUUACAGCUUGAUCAUUGUCAACCUAGAUCUUCUACUGUAGAUGCGUAAUUUUAUUAGCCCUAGAAUAAAUGUCUAUGGUGUUAGACUGUAUUUUCAGAAUACCAGAAUUCUAAUGAAUAAACUCUGUUUCAUUAAGACUUCUUUUCAAUUCAUUGAUUUUGCAACAUUCAUCAGUUCUGGAAUGAAUAUCAGUUUCAUAAUCAAUUAGAACUAA
Mangifera indica (mango) is the source of this 868-nucleotide messenger RNA. RefSeq names its product histidine-containing phosphotransfer protein 1-like. The transcript is spliced from 6 exons. Gene Ontology annotation, biological process: cytokinin-activated signaling pathway; phosphorylation; phosphorelay signal transduction system. Bases 103 to 636 code for a protein of 177 amino acids. The record is from RefSeq and is a predicted model, not a curated record. Gene Ontology annotation, cellular component: nucleus; cytoplasm. NCBI's taxonomy places the organism in Eukaryota, Viridiplantae, Streptophyta, Magnoliopsida, Sapindales, Anacardiaceae. Gene Ontology annotation, molecular function: histidine phosphotransfer kinase activity; protein histidine kinase binding.